AUGGCUACUAUAGACCACUCCUCUGCCGUAGCAGAGAGCGCAACACCAGAGAAACCGCCAUCAACAUCACCAGCAGGUGCUGCACCCGGCAAGAAAGGUGCUCGUUUUUGGCUCAUCUUUGUCGCCAUUGCGUUGACCACAUUCCUGGCUGCCCUUGACACAUCCAUCAUUUCUACCGCCUUGCCCACCAUCGCGGCUGACCUGGGCUCUGAUUCACUCUACGUAUGGAUCAUUGACUCAUACCUCCUGGCUUCAACAGCCACUAUCCCCAUCUUUGCCCAGGCAGCCAACAUCUAUGGCCGUCGUAGCCUUACUCUGAUUGCUGUUUGUAUCUUUACUCUCGGCAGCGGUCUUUGCGGUGGCGCGCACAACACUGCCAUGAUGGUCGGCGGUCGCGCUGUUCAGGGCAUCGGCGGUGGAGGCGUUCUCACCAUGUCGGAAAUUGUCGUCUGCGAUAUGGUCUCCAUAAGAGAGCGAGGCAUGUACGCUGGCAUCAUCGGUGGUGUUUGGGCAAUCGCCGCAGUUGUCGCUCCCGUCAUGGGAGGUGCCUUUGCCCAGAACAUCUCCUGGAGAUGGAUAUUCUACAUCAAUCUUCCCAUCGCUGGCGUUGCCCUUGUCGCACUGUGCCUAUUCCUGAAGUUGACUCGCCCACCAUCUGGCACCUUCAAGGAGCAGAUGGCCAGAAUUGACUGGGGAGGAAGUGUCCUACUGAUCGGAUCUGUGACCUCCAUUGUUCUUGCGCUAAGCUGGGGUGGUUCUGAACAUGCUUGGUCAGACUGGGAGACUAUUGUUCCUCUUGUCAUAGGCCUUGUUGCUCUACUUGCCUUCUUCGCAUACCAAGGUGCACCUUGGCUAAAGGAACCCACCAUGCCUCUUCGACUAUUUGGCAAUCGGACGUCAUCUACGUUGCUCGUUAUCAGCUUCAUCCACAGCCUGCUCCUGUACUGGAUCUGCUAUUUUCUCCCAGUUUAUUUCCAGGCUGUCAAGGAAGCUAGCCCUACCCGGUCAGCAGUCAUGCUAUUCCCUAUUGCCUGUACUAGUGCUCCGGGAGGUGUCGCUGCUGGUAUUACCAUCACCAAGACUGGCAAGUACCGCAUCUGGCAUUUCUCCGGGUUUGUCCUCAUGUCAAUUGCAUGUGGCCUGUUUACUCUUCUCGAUGAGAAUUCCUCCACUGGGCGAUGGGUUGGAUUCCAGAUUCUGUUUGGGUUCGGCACUGGGUUUGUCUUCACCAGCACUUUGCCUCCAAUUCUAGCUAGUCUUCCUGACUCAGAUGUGGCUACAGCGACUGGAGCAUGGACCUUUAUCCGCAACUUUGGAUCCAUCUGGGGUGUUGCAAUUCCAGCUGCUGUGUUCAACAAUCACGUCAAUCAUGCAGCAUCCAAUAUCUCAGAUGAAGGAGUCAGGAGCCUUCUUGUAGAUGGCGGUGCGUAUGAGCAUGCCACUCAAUACUUUCUCAAGACCCUUGAGUCUACCCCACGGCUCAAGGACGAAGUGGUACAGGUGUAUUUGAAUGGGCUCAAGGUUGUCUGGCAGACAUCCAUCGCUUUCUGUUUGCUAGGAUUCUUGCUUUGUUUCUUUGUUCGUUCACUGACGCUUCGCGAUGAAUUGAACACCGAGUUUGGGCUGCAGGAGGAUAAGGAGUCUAGUCAGAUGAAGUCGAGUGAAGAAGGCGUGGUCAGAGAGUAA
Fusarium venenatum is the source of this 1686-nucleotide messenger RNA. Its product is annotated as major facilitator superfamily domain-containing protein. NCBI's taxonomy places the organism in Eukaryota, Fungi, Ascomycota, Sordariomycetes, Hypocreales, Nectriaceae. The record is from RefSeq and is a predicted model, not a curated record. Gene Ontology annotation, cellular component: plasma membrane. Gene Ontology annotation, biological process: transmembrane transport. Gene Ontology annotation, molecular function: transmembrane transporter activity.